AUGUUCAAUGGUUUCUUCAUACUGAAUCUGUAUAUCAGGAGGUACUUAUCAUCUACAGAAGGAAUGGCCGACGAUCUAAACACAGGAUUAUCCCAACAAAUUGGGGUAUUGGGGAUUAAGAAAGUUCGAGGGAGCAGAGGCAAAGGCAGGGGCAGAGACAGAGUUUCUCACAGUCAAAUCCCAACUGUUUCCAAAGAAAUUAAAGAAGUUCGAGUUGAGCAAGUUUCAACAGGAGAUUUCGCUCCACGAGAUGGGAUUCUUCUCACAAUUCAUGACAAAAACAGCGAUAAAGAUUCAGACAAAGUUUUGGUUCAUCUUGGAAUGGGAAAAUUGAAAAAUGGAGAUAACGCCAGCAGUCAAGGUUCAUUUCAUCAUACUGAUAGAGAUGUCUGUGGAUCGCAAUCGGGAGAAGAUGGGGGUUCGGGUAAAUUUUUGUAUAAACCUUCAUCUUCUUCCUCUCAUCCAAUCAGUGCACCUUCUCCACUCAUCGGUCUCCCUGAAUUUUCCCACUUGGGUUGGGGCCAUUGGUUUACCUUACGCGAUCUUGAACUUGCAACAAAUAGAUUCUCAAAGGAGAAUGUUCUUGGAGAGGGUGGUUAUGGUAUUGUUUAUCGGGGAACAUUGGUUAACCGGAAUCCAGUGGCAGUCAAGAAACUCCUCAAUAACGUGGGUCAAGCUGAGAAGGAAUUCAGAGUGGAGGUUGAAGCUAUUGGUCAUGUCCGCCAUAAAAAUUUGGUCCGUUUAUUGGGUUAUUGCAUCGAGGGAACUCAUAGGAUGUUGGUCUACGAAUAUGUCAACAACGGGAAUUUAGAACAAUGGCUUCAUGGAGCUAUGCGUCAGCAUGGAUAUCUUACUUGGGAAGCGAGGAUGAAGGUUCUUUUAGGGACAGCUAAGGCCCUUGCCUAUUUGCAUGAAGCAAUUGAGCCAAAAGUUGUACACCGAGACAUAAAGUCAAGUAACAUAUUGAUAGAUGAUGAUUUCAAUGCAAAGGUGUCUGAUUUUGGCCUUGCAAAACUUCUUGGUGCUGGAAAAAGUCACAUCACGACUCGAGUUAUGGGUACAUUUGGUUAUGUGGCUCCUGAAUAUGCAAAUACUGGGCUAUUGAAUGAAAAGAGUGAUGUUUAUAGCUUUGGAGUUGUACUUUUGGAAGCAGUUACUGGAAGAGACCCCGUUGACUAUGGUCGCCCUGCCCAAGAGGUAAACCUUGUGGAUUGGCUAAAAAUGAUGGUUGGAAGCCGGAGAUCAGAGGAAGUGGUGGACCCCACGAUUGAUACAAAGCCAUCUACAAGAGCCCUAAAAAGAGCACUUUUAACGGCUCUAAGAUGUGUUGAUCCCGACUCUGACAAGAGACCCAAAAUGAGCCAAGUUGUACGUAUGCUCGAGUCCGAGGAAUAUCCCUUACCCAGAGAGGAUCGAAGGCGUAGAUCUCAAGCAGGUAGUACGGAAAUAGAAUCACACAGAGAAAACUACGAUACUGAUAAGAGCGACAAUCCAGACCAACGAUCAGACAGCAAGAGAAACUUGAGAGUAUAACUUUAUAUCUUUAUUAUUAUUAAUUUUUUUAAAAUUCUUUUGAUAUUGAGGAAGUAAUGACCAAUGUGGAAGGGUGAUUUGUGUUAUAUUUUUAUGCAUUUGAAAAAAUAUAUAUAUUUUCGAUAGAGGGAGUGUUGAUUGUUAUUAUGUAAGUAAGAAAAAAGUUAUGGAAGACGGAAAUUGUUGGGGGUGUGUAGUAGGGGGAUUUAGCUGUGUACAGUUUUGGGGGAGAUCGGAUGUUACUUGUUUAUUUGAUUUGCUAAAAAUAUUAUCCUACCGAGUGUUUAUUAACAUUUGUUGUUAAAAUCGGUAAGUUGCAUCAACCUACGCCUAGUUUGUAAUGCAUUGAAAGCAUAAUAGUUUGUAUUGUUUGGGUAUGGAACUCAGAUUGAGAUUAUGUCAGUAGG
Molecule: messenger RNA, 1940 nt
Organism: Lactuca saligna
Lineage: Eukaryota; Viridiplantae; Streptophyta; Magnoliopsida; Asterales; Asteraceae
Source: the annotation of a GenBank genome assembly